This is a messenger RNA of Mucor velutinosus, 519 nucleotides long. Its product is annotated as CCR4-NOT core subunit cdc39. The record is from RefSeq and is a predicted model, not a curated record. The transcript has a single exon. NCBI's taxonomy places the organism in Eukaryota, Fungi, Mucoromycota, Mucoromycetes, Mucorales, Mucoraceae. Gene Ontology annotation, molecular function: nucleic acid binding. Bases 1 to 519 code for a protein of 172 amino acids.
AUGCAGUCGUAUCUAGUCAAGUCUCAGUUGCAGGGAAAUGACGGUGGGGUCAUGUUCUGGAGUUGUAUAACAGCGGAGGGGCCUGGUUAUGGUACUAUCAUUAUUGAAGACGCAAUAAACUCGGGCUUGUAUGUCGAUAUUUUGAAGACACCAUUGAACGACACUCUUGAGCACUUUGGGAAGACACCAUCUGAUGUGCGAUUUCAACAAGACAGAGCAACACUGCAUACCUCGGGCAUUACUAAACAAUGGUUCACCGACAAUGGGUUUAACCUAGACAAAAAUAUGAAUUGUCCAACCCAAAGUCCCGAUCUUAGUCCCAUUGAACAUGUAUGGCAUCUCCUAAAGCUUCGUCUUAAUAAGUAUCCCACUAGGCCCUCUACAAAAGAAGAAUUAGAGCGGCGUAUUAACAUUCAGUGGUACAAAAUAACAGAAAAAGAGUGCCAGAAAUAUAUUGAUAGUAUGCCUGCCCGAAUCAAGGCUGUCAUCAAGAGCAAAGGUGGUUCAACUCACUAUUAA